AUGCCUGUACCUGCGCUCAGCAAAGAGGAGAUCUCGGAGCGCAUUGCGAAUGGACCCAAUGUAUGGAUCGCCGCAAGUGACGGUGAUUUGGACCGUGUCAAGUUUUUGCUAGAUCACGCUGAUGUCACGCCCACGUCCAAAGAUGCAGCGGAGUAUACGCCCUUGCACGCAGCUGCGUCGUAUGGCCAUCAUGAUCUACUGCGCUUUUUAACGGAGUACAAAAACCAGCCACCGGAAGCCAUUGAAGUAGAAGAUGAUGAAGGCGAUACGCCGCUCUUCUUCUGUGACAAGGAAGAGACAGCCAAAUUCCUCGUGGAGGAGCUGGGUGCCAAUGCGAAGCAUAAGAAUCAUGCCGGCUUAACGGCAGCGGAGAAUGCGCUGGUCAACGAUUUGGAGGAUGUGGCGCGCUACCUGGCCAGCGUGACAGGGGCCACUCUUCCUUCUCGCGCCGAGUUGCUGCUGCGCACAGGGGAGGAGGACGAGGACGAGGAGACUGAGAAUGCCGCCUUGGAAGCACGGUUGACAGAGGUGCCAGAGUCGGACGCAGAGGGCGUUUCGGAUGAGCAAGUGGACGAGCUCAUGCAACGUGUCGAGGAGAUUAUGCGGAACGCGGACGAGACAGGUGCCGAUCCUACAGAGCAGCUCCGUGAGGUCGUGGGUGCAGGCAUUAUGCGGCAGAUCAUGGAAGGCUAUCAACGAGACUAA
Malassezia pachydermatis is the source of this 705-nucleotide messenger RNA. RefSeq lists its product as hypothetical. The record is from RefSeq and is a predicted model, not a curated record. Bases 1 to 705 code for a protein of 234 amino acids. Gene Ontology annotation, molecular function: protein binding. NCBI's taxonomy places the organism in Eukaryota, Fungi, Basidiomycota, Malasseziomycetes, Malasseziales, Malasseziaceae. The transcript has 3 exons.